CGAGCCGCACCCCGUGCCCUGCCCCUGACCCCGACGCAUACUAUGUUUUCGCCUGAUAAACCUCAAGACACCUCCCUCUAACCCCAGAGAGAUCUGCCAAUUCGCAUCCACCUUCCCAAUCCGGACAUCCUUUGUUGCUGUUGUUGCUGUUGCCAGCCAUGCCCGGCCUACUGCACUUUCCCAGGCGAACCGACUCGUCCUCGCCGCCUCCCUACCACAACCAUGCCGGCCUCACCGUCAACGAAGGCACUCUCCUCGCAAAGGUAAAGAGAGCCGCCUCGCCCAAGCCCCGAGCCCAUGCUCCCGAACGCCCCAACAUGGAGGCUCUGCGCCGCCACAGCCAUCUCGGCCGCCACAAGAACGAGAAGAAGAGUCAAACCAAGCUCGAGACGGCCAAGCCCGCAAAGAUCAGCCUCGCCGUCGAGUCGCCGCCCAUCGUCCUCUACAACUCGCCCGCCAAUUCCACCGGCGCCCUGUUCUCCGGCCAAUUGAAGGUCGAUGUCACCGACCCGACCAUUGUCGUCGACAAGUUCGACAUGAAGCUUCUCUCCACCACCACCACCAAGGAGCCCGUCUGCAAGCAGUGCCCCCAGUGCACCACCCAGUCCACCGAGCUCAAGUCAUGGUCCUUCAACCAAGAUGCCCUGCAUCUCAGCCAUGGCGACCACUACUUCCCCUUCAGCUACCUGGUGCCCGGCCACCUCCCCGCCACCACCGACAGCCCGCUCGUCGUCAUCGACUACCACCUGGAAGCCGAAAUCACCACCUCCACCGGCGAGGUCAUCACCUUCAGCCGCAGCAUCAACAUCAAGCGUGCCAUCCUUCCCGGAAACGACAAGCACUCCGUCCGCAUCUUCCCUCCCACCAACCUGACCGCCGCCGUCACUCUCCCCAACAUCAUCCACCCCAUUGGCGACUUCAACGUGGAGAUGCGCAUGUCUGGCCUCGUAGAAGAGAAGAGGGACAAGUCUACGACGCGCUGGAAGCUCCGCAAGCUCAACUGGCGCAUCGAGGAGCACACCAAGUUCACCUCCCCGGCUUGCCCCAAGCACGCCUCCAAGGUCGGAGGUGACGGCAAGGGCGUCCUGCACGAGGACACGCGCGUCAUCGGCACCGACGACGUCAAGCACGGCUGGAAGACGGACAUCCAAGCCGACACGAUCGAAGUCGAGUUCAACGCGAUGGUGAACCCCACCAUGAAGCCCGUGUGCGACGUGCAAGGCGAGAACGGACUCGAAGUGCGGCACAACCUGGUCGUCGAGAUGGUUGUAGCCGAGGAAUGGGCGCCGGACAACAAGCCGACGCAAAUCACGCCGACGGGCGCCGCCCGCGUCCUUCGCACGCAGUUCAAUUUGGUGCUGACGGAGCGCGCCGGCCUCGGCAUCUCGUGGGACGAGGAGCAGCCGCCCGUCUACGACGACAUCCCCGCUAGUCCUCCUGCCUACUCGUCGGAGCUGGCUCCGCGCAGCAGCGAGGACAUUGAGCGCCUUUCUCUCAACCACUCUUAAAAACCCACCCACCCACCUACCUACCUACCUCUCGAGCUUUUUCUUUCAACAACAUUCUGCGCUCACGCUUGUAACGAAUUUCCUUGAACUUUUUCUCAGAAGGAGAAGCUAGCUCAGUGGAUGCGGAGGAUAUACCCCAGCCUGUCAGAAUGGCAGCUCCUGCAUUGGCUAUCGCCCCAACAGUUUAUAAUCCGGAGUUUUCUUUUACUUGUUUUUCUUUGUCAUUGUUGUUGUCGUCGUUCUUGCGGGGGAAGAAAAGAAAAAGUUAUUGGUUUGGUUUUUUUU
Molecule: messenger RNA, 1793 nt
Organism: Aplosporella prunicola CBS 121167
Lineage: Eukaryota; Fungi; Ascomycota; Dothideomycetes; Botryosphaeriales; Aplosporellaceae
Exons: 1
Coding region: 159-1508 (449 amino acids)
Biological process (GO): ubiquitin-dependent endocytosis
Cellular component (GO): cytosol; cytoplasm; plasma membrane
Molecular function (GO): ubiquitin protein ligase binding; protein-macromolecule adaptor activity
Source: RefSeq, a predicted model, not a curated record